This is a messenger RNA of Mya arenaria, 9001 nucleotides long. Its product is annotated as NFX1-type zinc finger-containing protein 1-like. Gene Ontology annotation, cellular component: nuclear RNA-directed RNA polymerase complex; nucleus. The coding region runs from base 83 to 6619 and encodes 2178 amino acids. Gene Ontology annotation, molecular function: zinc ion binding; helicase activity. The transcript has 4 exons. The record is from RefSeq and is a predicted model, not a curated record. Gene Ontology annotation, biological process: regulatory ncRNA-mediated heterochromatin formation. Lineage: Eukaryota; Metazoa; Mollusca; Bivalvia; Myida; Myidae.
GUGUUUAGUCACUCGUGCUGGAUAUGGCGCUUGAAAUAAACAGCAUAGAUAGGAAUAUGUUAAAAUUGACAAACCGCGCAUAAUGAAAAGACACACUGCAGAAAAUAAAACGCCGACUGAAAGUAAAAGUUCUUCAAAUAAUGACAAAACAAAAACUAAGCAUUAUACUUCCGAAGCCGAGACUUUAAAAGACAAUGAGAAUUGCACAGGAAAAGAAAAUGCAUCAUCCAGUUUUUUCCUGGAUAGAAGAAAAGAAAGAAAUGUACCUUAUACUGCAAACGAUUCAGUACCAACAUCGAAUGAAUCAGUGAGCCAAAGUGAAAACGGAAGACAUUUUAAAAUAAUGCCAGAAAAACAAUCUUUUCGUGGCGUCAAAAAUAAAAGAGAUUCUACAACCGCGAAAGAAAAUUAUCGAUCGAGAAAUCCACCGGAUUCUUCCAAUUUUCGAACUGAACAAAUAUAUCAGAAUUCGCAAAAACUGGAUAUAGGGGAGAAAGGGAAGACCCGAACAAAGCCUCCUAAAGAAGCGGAUACAAUUCGAAACCUGGAUACACCAAAAAUGCGCCCUGAAACAGCGCCUUCGAACACGUGUAGGGAUAGACAACACCAACCACCGUCUGAUAAAACUGAACUUCUUGAUGUCCAUGGAUGCAGACCGAAGACCUCUUUCAAUAAAAACCGCAACAGUAAAUGGAAGGACAAAGCAGCCAAAAGGAUAGGCACUGUAAAAGGAGUCACAUCGGUGAUUCAACAGCUGCCCAUACAGUCAAACACAGAAGAGAAAAAAACUAACCACGCAUGUGCAACAAAAGCUCACACAAUUCAAAACAACACACGCCCGAAAACGGUACAAUCAGACACGUAUAGAGAAAGACAUAUUUUACAACCGUCAGAUAAAACCGAUCCUCGUUAUGUCAAUGGAUGCAGACCAAAGACCUCUUACAAUCAAAAUCUUAAAGGUCAUUGGACGGACAAGGCUGCCAAACAGGUAAGCAUUGGAAAAAGAGCUACACCUGGGAUUAAACAGGUGCCCAAAACACAACAUAACUUAGGUAAGCAUAGUAAACAAUCAGAAAAAGACGUAUUAAACCAUAAACAAAAGGACAGAGCCAGCAAUCCAAAAACAGCAAGGAGUAUGAAUUCAAAAGAUAUAAGUAUGCAAACGCUAAAGCGACUUCUUAAAGAACAUCCACCACAGGUAAGCUUUGAAUUAACCUCUUCCGAAGAUAAUCUCGUCGAUGCAGUUCAAAACUCUGCAGAGCAAACAGAAUAUCUUGAAGUGUUCUUAGAAGUAAUUGCACAUGCUUUCACAAGUCAGUCCAGUACACUAACAAUGUUGUUUGAGGUACUUAUGAAGGAAAAUUUCUUUACAACUGUACAGGACUACCUUCUCGACACCUUUUCACACUUUCAAGAUGAUUCAGGUUCAGUAAAACAUGCGGUUAAACUUACAAGAGCAGCAAUCAACACUUUCACAAUUAUCUGGGAGCAAACCGCCAGAAGCCUUCUAUCAUAUCGCCAAUUCUCACGUGUUUUCACAGUAGUUAAACAGGUAAUAGAGAUACCCCAACUAUCGAUGGAAAUCCCCAAAAGAGUACAUGAUGAUUGUGUAGAAUAUUCAGAACGGAAGAGGCAGUUCGAAAGAGCUAACAGAUUUAAGGACACAUCACAAUCCGAUCAACCACCCGACGAUUUCAGAAUGAUACCUGUAUUGCCAACGAACGACGAAAUUAAGGGUUUCAUACAACCUUUUCUGCGUAAAAAUGUGACAGAUGGGGACUAUAUGGACUUAGAUCAUUACCUGGAUGUUCAGUUUCGUCUUUUGCGAGAGGAUUAUGUUGGACCACUCCGGGAAGGUAUUAUUCAAUAUGAUACACAACUCAAAGAUAGAUCUACCACAAGGCAAGGUAAACAGAAUUCUGAUUUGAAAAUGUAUGAACGCGUAAGAGUCCUCUCGCCUGUGAUUUCAGACCAAGGAUUGUGUUACAACAUGAAGCUAGCCAUGACACAACGGUUACAAAGAAUUGACUGGAAAUCUGGAAAACGCUUGAAAUUUGGUUCUCUUGUUUGCUUGUCUGAAGAUGAGUUUGACACAAUGUAUUUAGCAACCGUUAUUGACAGCGAGAAGAUUGGUCAAGGGCAGUUCGUUGUACGUUUUGAAGAUGACAUUAAACUUGUCAAUUUAAUUCAUCGACAAUUCAAAAUGGCUGAAACACCAGCAUACUUUGAAUCGUACAAACACGUCCUAGCAGGAAUACAGACAUUUCGAGAUGGAGACCUUCCCUUUGAGAAACACAUUGUGUAUUGCGAGAAAUUAAUCAAACCACCGCUUUACGUAAGUGAGCAAACUACUUACGACCUUCAACCAAUUACAAGUGAAGAAAUCAAAACUGAUUCUCAAUUGCCGAAUCGGCGGAACAUGAUUAAAAAGCCAGAACUGAGGGUGCCAAUCUUAAACAAACAAAAGUGGCCCUCUAGAGAACGCCUUGGAUUAGACGAGUCACAGAUGAGAGCUCUACAAAAUGCGCUCACACGAGAAUUUGCACUUAUACAAGGUCCUCCGGGAACGGGAAAAACGUAUAUUGGCCUCAAAAUAGCAAAGGCGCUUCUGCAUAAUAAUGCAAUAUGGGCUGGCUCGAGUGCAAAUGCAUCAAUCACCCGCAGCCCAAUGGUCAUUGUAUGUUACACAAAUCACGCAUUAGAUCAAUUUCUUGAGGGAAUAAAAAGCUUUCACAGAGACAACAUUUUGCGAAUGGGAGGUCGCUCGUCUAGCGAAUUGCUGAUUGAAGACACAUUGAGAAAACGAAAGAGACAGAGAUGGCCACUGAGAUCGGCAGUUGGCAAGAUGCAAAGUCUUCAAACAGACGCUAGGUUCGCCAUUCAAGAACUUCAGUCCACAUUGCUUGAAUUGACAUUGUCAAUAGAUGUUUACUUGCGAAACAUUAUUCAUGAAAAUUCAUUAAGCUCUGUAAUAGCGGAACAUCAUUUCAGACAAUUAAAGGAGUUUGGUAACGAAAGUGAGUCUGCUAUAGUAAGUUGGCUUGGCAUAGCUCAUAUGGAAACUCAAUGUCGGCAAAGGGUGACUGGUACCGCACCUACAAAUGACGAAGAGAUGGUUAACCUUGUUGAUAUUUCAAAUGAAGUUAUUCAUCGAAAUCCGGCAUUAAUGUUGAAUGAUAUUCUCACAGAUGAUUUUAAAACAAUGCUGAAACGUGAGCAGGUCAUGAAGAAAUUACAAUCGAAUAAUGCAGCAUACCGGGUGAAUAACAAAAGGGAGCAAGAUUUAAAUAAAGAAUGUGAUACUCUGAAUGACACAAUCAAAAGACUACAACGUGAUCUGGAAAAGGUUGAACAAAUGUGGUUUCAAAAUGAAGUUGAAGAAACGAUGAUGAGACUACAACACGAACUAAACCAUUUAAAAAAGAGGGAGAAAAUGCUCCGACGAAAAAUUAGAGACGAAAAAAGAUUUCAAUCUGAAAUGAGAAAAGAUGUUCAAAAUUAUGUUCAGUCUGAUGAAAGGAUGGCACAAAAUGAGGUUGCAGUCAUACGCAAUAUAAGAACAUUAAAUUUUCUCGACAGAUGGAGGAUAUAUCGCUAUUGGAUACAAUGUGCGAUCGAUCAAAAUCUUGAACGCAUCGAUGAAAAGCGUGAUGAAUUCAAUGCUGCCGCUGAGAGGCUUCGAGAGGCCACACUGUUGGUAGACAUGGAGAUCAUGCGCAGUUCUGCUGUUGUUGGUAUGACUACAACGUGUGCAGCAAAGUACCUGCCAGCAUUGCGAGACAUCAAACCAAAAAUCGUCAUCGUAGAAGAGGCAGCAGAGGUUCUGGAAGCACACAUCAUUACAACCUUAAGCAAAGGAUGUGAACAUUUGAUAUUGAUUGGCGAUCACAAACAACUGCGUCCAAACCCUACAGUGUACAAAUUGGCUGUAAAAUAUAACCUUGACGUAUCUCUAUUUGAACGAAUGAUAAAAAAUGGAGUUCAAUAUGAUUGCCUAGAAUUACAGCACAGGAUGAGGUCGGACAUAGCCGACAUAGUUCGUCACAUAUACCCGCAACUCCGAGAUCACGCAGAUGUGCAUCAAUACGGAGAUGUAAAAGGUGUGGCGAAGAACAUGCAAUUCAUUAACCACGGUCAUCUUGAAGCCUUUGGUAAUGAAAUUAAAUCUUACUCGAACGCCUAUGAGGCAGAAUUUGCAACAAAAUUGUGCAAACAUUUACUGCUUCAAGGAUACAGUUCGUCACAGAUAACAGUUCUGACGACUUAUACUGGCCAGCUUUUAGCUUUACAAAAACAAAUGCCAAAAGCUGUGUUUGAAGGUGUCAGAGUAAAAGUAGUUGAUAACUACCAGGGCGAGGAAAACGAUAUAGUGAUUCUUUCGCUUGUGAGAAGUAGUACUGAAAAACGGAUUGGAUUUUUGAAAACGGAGAACCGUAUAUGUGUUGCACUUUCGCGAGCAAAAAUUGGAUUCUUUGUCAUUGGAAAUUUUGAUUUACUUUCAAAAUGUUCAAGGUUGUGGCAUGAUAUUUACACGGAAGUGCAUAACAAAGGCGCUCUUACCGACGGCAUUCUGUUAAAGAGGGAAAACCACCCAGAAGAGAAUGCAAUCAUGGCGAACGACCCGAAAUACUUUCUACAGGCCCCUUUAGGCUGUUGCAAUCGCGAUUGUCAUGCAAGACUAGACUGCGGUCAUCGAUGUGUGCAAAAGUGCCAUGUUAUUGAUCCCGAUCACGAGCAAUAUAGAUGUAUGAAGAUGUGCAGUUUAACGUGUGAACAAAACCAUCCAUGUAAGGCGAGAUGCUAUGAGAAAUGUCCAAACUGCAUAGUUCGCAUUGAAAAGGUCAUUCCAUUGUGCAAUCAUACACAAAAGGUACCAUGUAGCCUUGACCCAGCGAAAUUCUCGUGUGGUUACAAACCUUGUCCGGCAAAACUACGGUGUGGUCAUCCCUGUCCAAACACAUGUGGGGAAAGGCAUGAAGCAAAGUGUAAGGUAAUGGUCAGAAAAUCAUUCGAGUGUGGACAUUCCGCAGAAGUGAAAUGUUGCGAUACUUUAACAGUUAAAUGUCCACAUCCAUGUCAGGCACUGCUAAAAUGUGAGCACAGAUGCAGUGGUACAUGCGGCUCGUGUCUGAGGAGAAGAUUCCACAAUCAGUGCAGUGUUGACUGCAAAAGGAUCCUCGUGUGUGGACACCAGUGCAAAUCAGCUUGCGAUGAUUGUCCCCCAUGCUCACGAAGGUGUGAAAACCGUUGUUCGCAUAGCUGUUGUAGCAAACCUUGCGGUGUUCCAUGUCAGCCAUGCAAAGAACAAUGUCUUUGGAAAUGUAAACAUUACAAAUGCACGAAACUCUGCAGCGAACCAUGCAACAGACCCCCGUGCAAUGAACCGUGUCAGAAGUCACUUCAAUGCAAGCACCCGUGUAUAGGUUUGUGUGGGGAGCCGUGUCCGAAACAGUGUAGAAUAUGCGACGAGCAGGAAGUAACUGAACUUCUGUUUGGAAGCGAAGAUGAGCCCGAUUCCAGAUUUGUGUCCUUGAAUGACUGUGGACAUAUAGUUGAACACAAGGCACUUGACAAAUAUAUGUUGAUGACAGAUGAUUCUAAUAUCAUCAAUUUUAAGGGAUGCCCAAAAUGCAAAACGCCAAUUCGGAAGUGCGUCAGGUACGGAAACUACAUAAAUGAAUGCCUUAGAAACAUAGAAUCGGUAAAAGAACGUGUUAUAGGUGAUAAAGAAAAAAUGACAACUCUGUCCAAAGAACUAUCCCAAAACUUGAUGAGGGAGGAUGAGAAAAGGAAAACAUCGAGGGCCUUGAAUGGAAAACCAUGCUUUCCUCCAACAACUAGGGGACGUGUCAUGGAAACGUUAAACGAACGUUUGCUGGAACUCAAACCCGGUAGAAAUACUGUAGCGUGUGUACAACAGCUGCAAACGUUAACAGAGCAAUACAAACUCACGGUGUCCAUUUUCAAUCUCAUGCAAAAAUUCGAUGACCUGAAUUUGCCUGCAAACCGCCGCUCACUUGAUAAUGCAGAGAUGAAGAAAAGUGUUCAAGUUAUGACUGCCUUUCUCGAUGAGAUACUAGAAAAGGUCAUGCUACGUAGAUUGUUUCUCAGUGAACAGGAAACAGAAGAUUUUGAAAGAGAGCGUUAUCGCUGUAGUUUGUAUUGUAAAUUACUAACAAAAGAAAAUACGCUCACAAGUAAACAAAAGAUUGAAGGGGAGAAGUACAUUUCAGAGAUAAAAGCCAUCCUACUCAGCAAAGAUAUUUUCAGCGAAACCAUGAAAGAAAAAGUGGAGGAAACUAGUAAGCUUCUGAACGACGUGCUGAAAGUCGAUGGUUUGGAUUUAACGGAAGAAGAAAGAGUUUCCAUCGUGUCUGCCGUGGGUCUGUCCAAAGGUCAUUGGUUCAAAUGUCCAAGCGGUCACGUGUACUGUAUUGGCGAGUGCGGUGGGGCGAAUCAGAAGUCAACAUGUCCCGAAUGCGGAGUUGAAAUAGGCGGCGAGAGGCACCAACUGACGACCGGAAACACCAUUGCACCGGAAAUGGAUGGAGCGCGUUUUGCUGCGUAUUCUGAGGAAGCUAACAACCUUGCCAAUUUCAACCUAAUUGACCUUAACUAAAUAAGGUACGCGAGAACAGAACAUGCGUUUAUAAGAUUGGUGAUAAUUUAGGGUUGAUAUUUCAGUCAAUGGAGAUAUUCACAAUUGUUUGCCAGACUGUCUUACAGUUUCAAAGACGGAUGUUGAAAUUCAAUGAACUCCACUAGACUUCAUUAUUUCGAGUUGCUUGUUUUGUCUCAAACUUUGCCUCUUCUUCGUGUUGUGAAUGGAACAAUUAAGUGUAGAUAAGUGUUCUGCAUUUUAAACCAUUUGGCAAGAUGUAUAUUCUUAGUCGUUUCAUUUUGUAUACUUAAUCGCUCGCAAAUAUGAUUUAUCUUAAUGUUCAUAGCCAUACUAUCAAACAGAAUUUCUGUGUCUUUCUAUGUGACCUUUGCGUCCCAAUUGUUCAGUUUGGUUAAACUUGAGUCUCUAAAUGUAUGUUAAUGUUUUGAUAAUGUGCUUGUCCUUGUAGUUUCCAAUGCGUUUUAUUUGUAAAUUUGUUGAUGAAACUUAAAUGUUGAACCUCAGCUAGGUAUUGAAGGUAUUUAGAUUGAUGUAAUUCCUUUUUAUCAAAUAUAAUCGAACAAUAUAGUGAUGUUUAAUAGUAUUGAAUGUUUAUAAUAGUAAAUUGACUGUAUGUAAAAGAUUUUGUUAAACGCGUUGUGUAUGUUGUAUACAUGUUGUACCGAUUUUUUGUAAAUAAGUAAUUAUUGUAUGAAUUUUUAAUAUUGCCAUGUAAAUGCGUUAGUGUUGCCAUUUUGUUGUUAUUUGUCCGUUGUUUAUUAAAACAAAAUUGUUAAUUUUUUCAUAUAAGUCAUGUUUUUGUUUGUUUUGUUUUUUACCUGUAUGCUUAAUUAAGUGUAAUUAACAUUUGUUCAUUAAGAAUAUGUUGAUUUUCCUCUGGAAUAUUAGUAAUUGUAUCGUGUUCGAGGUGAAUUUCGUCAUUAUGUGAUUUGAGAACAUAAUAGAUAUAAAGGGGAUAACUGUUUAUUUCUGAGUAUGAUGACAAUAUGCCCAAAAUGCAUAUAAUAAAGGUAUAUGGCUACUGGAUUUAUGUGCAGUUUGUUCCUGAUACAAGACAGGUUAAGAGGGAUAAGUACAUGACUGUAUGUUAAUUAUUUAAUUAAACGCGUUGUGUUUGUUUUAUGCAUGUUGUAGCGAGUUGAACCGAUGUUUUGUAAAUACGUUAUUAUGUAUGAAUUUUUAAAAGUGUCAAGUUAGCGCAUUAUUGUUGCCAUUUUAUUGUUAUUUGUCCGUUAUAUAUUCUAACAAUUGUUAAGUUUUUCAUAUUAGUCAAAUGACGUGUUUUGUAUUACCUGUAUGCUUUUUUAAGUGUAACUAACAUUUGUUUAUUAAGAUUAUGUUUUUAUCGCGUUCGUGGAGUAUUUCGUCAUUGUGUGAUUUGAGAACAUAAAGUAUAAAGAGGAUUACUGUUUAUUUCAGAGUGAGAUGACAAUAUGCUUCACCGAGUUAGCACGAAAAGUUAUAUGUCUCGAGUCGCUUAACUAAAAUAUAUUUAAUUGCAUUUUGCUCGUAAAACACGCCAAAAUGCGUCCACACGUAACGUCAUUCUUGAUAAUGUUAUAUUGUGUAUAAGCCCUAUUCGUGCUGGCGUUUGAUUUGGAUAGCAGAACAGGUUUAAAAUCAACAGAGUGAAAUAUAUCAAAGUGAUAUUUUCACGCUUUGAAACUGUGAAUAUCAUUUUGUUUCACUAAUACAUUUGUAUAAACGACCGAAAUGCAUAUAAUGAAGAUGUAUGGCUACUGGAUUUGUCUGUGUAGAUUCUGUAACGUUAUUCCUGAUAUAAGAGAGGUUUCGAAACAGGACAUGUACUCGGAAGUGUAACUACAUGUGCAAGUUGCAGUUAAGGUUCAGAAAACGUCUGCCAAAUUUCACUUGAAAAUUGGUCUUGAAGGCAGCUGUCAAAAGUCAUUUUAAACUUUUGUUUUCCUAAAUGUCAUCGUACGUGUAAACUAAGAAUGGAUGAACUAGUUUUAAAAAAUGCCCACAUGCACACGUUCCCGUACAAGUAUUGUUCGCAACCUCUCAAUUAUACCUUUGUAGAAGAUGUUACAAUAGUUUCUACAACAAUGAUCUAUUGUUCAAUCAAAAUUUAAUAUAGGGCAGUACAUAGGUUUUACUUGCAUAUGAUAUGAACUCAUGAUGGUAUCUGAAAAAACCUUGUCGACUAUGCAUUUUAAUUAGUUAAUAUAUGUUUGUUUUUAUUGUACCAUUGUAUCUGGUUUUGAAAAUGAUUUUUCGAAUCCAAAGAUAAUAUGUUAUUGUUUCCUUCAUUUGAUGAUCUAAGUAAUGAUGCACAUUGCUUUCAAGAUUUUUACUAAACUUUUGAUUUUAAACAUAUCCCAACAAUGUGUAUGUACAAUGAAUAAAAUAAUGAUGAAU